Gongylonema pulchrum is the source of this 756-nucleotide messenger RNA. NCBI's taxonomy places the organism in Eukaryota, Metazoa, Nematoda, Chromadorea, Rhabditida, Gongylonematidae. The record is from the annotation of a GenBank genome assembly.
AUGACACUGUACGAGUUUGGAACGAGGUAUGCUUCUUUUUUCGCUAAUUUGUUAGCGGUGGAAGCAUCUUCCCCACAGCGCGCAAUUAAAUUAGGCAGUAAGUACAACACUAUACAAAAAAUAAUGGAAAUGAGAAUGGAUGGAAAUAAUCAUACAAUGGCAACAAGACGCGAAUGCUUUGCUGGUUUUCUUGUAUUUUUCGGCACGUUGGCCGCUUUUCCGGCGUUAUCUUCUUUGGUCGAAACAACAGCGAAAAAUGUUAUUUGGAGAAAUUAUUUCACAUCAGUUGCUUGCUUCUUGCUGUUCAACUGCGGCGACGCGUUGGGUCGUUUGCUUGUGAAUUUCACCAUCCCAGGUGAGAAAAGCCUGUUGACUUUAUCGUUGCUGCGAUUGCUGCUCAUCCCCAUAUUUUUCUUUUGCAACAUAAAUCCUCGUUAUCAUUCGGCGACAUUCUUCCACAGCGAUAAAGCAUUCAUCGCCACAAUGAUCUUAUUCUCCAUUUCAAAUGGUUUCCUUUUCACGGCGACGACCAUCAGUGCAACGCGGUUGCAGCAUCAAGAUCCUUUUAUUCCGUACGACCAAAUCUUCUGUCUGAUUAUGCUAGUAUUAAGCACGAGUCCACCCGAAGCAUCCUUUCUUCAGUCUACUGGGAAUGGAAAAGAGACGGGCAAUUCAUUCGGCUAUAUCGGCGUCAGUCGAUGGACUGGCUGCCACAUACUAUGGUGUAAUGAGUACUUAGAGGACCAAGGUGGAUGA